AUGCUUCUCAUUACUGACAGGAAUUGCAAUGCCAUCUGGCCUCAAUCUGAUUCAUUUACCGAUGCUUCUGGUAGUGCUACUAACUCUGAUGAAAUUCAUCUUCUAAACCAUGGCGAUGAAUUGCAAGAAAGUCUAGUGGACACAACUUCAGAAUCCAGUGGACACCAUCCAGACCAAAUUGAAGUGAUCGAGAGCAAUGAUGAUGAUCUUCAAUCAGUUGAAAGACUCUAUGAUGACUUGGGUCAGUUCAUUGAUGCGACAAUUUCAGCUGCAGAAAUAACUGCUAAACUGAAAGAGAUGAGUGAUGCUCAGACUUUGCAUUUGCUUCAAAAGCAUUAUCGACCAGACUCGAGGUAUGCUUUUCCAGCUGUCUUCGUGAAUGGCUGUAAUCGUUCUUUUAAGUAUUCUUGGAUUGAAAAGUACCCAUGGAUUGUCUAUAGUGCAAGGCUUGAUGGUGUCUUCUGUAUUUACUGUGCCCUCUUUAGAAAGGACCGUAGCAGUAGAGGCUCCAUUGUAAAUCUGCCAUUCACCAAAUGGACACGAUGUUCUCAUGUUUUCAAGGAUCAUGCGACUUCAAAACCACACAUUAAUGCUAUUACUGAUUCUGAAAUAUUUCAAGAGCAUUUACUGCAUACAGAUAGAGUGGUACCAGUACUUCUGGAGAAGAAAAUGGAGAUGAUACGUGAAAACCGAGAAAUAUUGUCAUGUAUUGUUGAAGCAAUUGUCUUUUGUGGGAGGCAGUGUAUUGCCUUAAGGGGAGAAGCAGAAGCAGAUGACCAGUCAGGAAACCCGGGGAAUUUUCUGGCAAUACUUAAGCUAAUGAGUAGAGACAAUGAAGUUCUAAACCAUCAUCUUAAGGAUGCAAGGCAAAAGAAUGGUAAAUACAUAUCUCCCGACAUUCAGAAUCAGUUGAUAAACAUAAUUGGUGAAGACAUCCUACAAGCAACACUUAUUGAUGAAGUUAGACAAGCUAAAUUCUAUUCCAUUAUGGCUGAUGAGAUAACAACGCACAACAAAGAACAGUUAUCGAUAUGCCUCAGGUUUGUUGACAAUGAAAAUAAUGUGCGUGAUUGUCUUGGGAUUUGUCUCUGUGAUCAGAAUUACUGGAGAAGCCUUGGCAUGUACACUGUUAACAACAUUAAGAAACGCAGGCCUACCUGUCGAAAACCUAAGAGGACCAGGUUAUGAUGGUGCUGCAUCGAUGUCUAGCAACACUGUUGGCGUUCAAGCAAGAAUACGCAAAGAAGCCCCAUUAGCAGUUUAUACACACUGUAGCAGUCACUGCCUUAAUCUAGUCCUGGCACACGUCUCUGCAUUAACACCAGUAAGGAACAUGUUGGACAAGUUAAAAGAGACAUCAUUAUUCUUCAACAGCAGUCCUAAGCGCGAGGCCCUCCUAUCGAGCAUCAUUCGGACUUGCAAUCCCCAUGAUACAUCAAGAAGGAAGUCUCUGCUAGACCUCUGCAAGACGAGAUAGGCAGAACGACACCGAGCGUACCAGCACUUCUACCAGGCAUAUAUCUACAUAGUGAAAUGUUUGGAAGUUAUCGCUCAUGGCCUGCAUAACGAUGAAGGUUUCGAUGCAGAUUUGGCUCAGAAUGGUAACUGGGAUAGAAACAGCAAGGCCAGGGCAUCAUGUCUUCUCAAUUCCCUGUGUGAUGUUCAAUUCAUCGUUACCUUUACGUGCUGUUUCGAUGAUCGAUGGAGUAAAGGAAGAGUACAAGGAAAUAAGAAAUGAUUUCGAUAGCUACUUUGAAGGAGUGUACCAGCAUGCUGUUUCUGUAGCUGCUUCAGUUGGCACUGAACCAACAGUACCACGGGUUGCGAAAAAUCAGAUGCACCGUGACAAUGCCGUGUCAAGUAGCCCUUUGCAGUACUAUCUAAGGCAUACUGCAAUUCCAUUUAUCGAUCAUAUCAUUGCAGAACUUGAUAGCCAAUUCUCCGAUGUUUCUAAGGCCUCGAAGUUAUUCGCACUUGUUCCAAGUGUGUUUCUAACCAAGGAUAUCGGCUACGCGGACAUCAAAGCUUGUGCCGAGUUGUAUGACGAUGACUUGCCUUGCCCAGAAGUUCUGGAAGAAGAAUUAAUCGGUUGGCAAAUGAAAUUUAAGAAGUUGCCAGAUUCUGCACAAAUUCCCAACAACUGUGCAGAUGCGCUUAAGCAGUGUAAUGAAGUGCAAUUUCCAAAUAUGUUUUAUUCUUCUCAAGAUCGCCUGUGUCAUUCCUGUGACAUCCUGCAUUUGUGAACGUAGCUUCAGUGCCAUGAGAAGGCUCAAUAACUACAUGCGGUGCAGCAUGGGUCAAGAUCGGCUAACCUCCCUUGCAAUGAUGCACAUACAUUAUGACACAGAAAUUCCAACCAGUAGUGUAACUGACAUAUUUUGUAGGAAACAACCUAGAAGAAUGCAGUUUACUAGCAUUAUCCAUGCUUAAUAACAAGACAUACAAAUCUGUUUCAAAGUUCUUUAUUUUACUGAUUCUGUCUUAAGAAAUUACAGUAUGGUACAAAAUCCAAAGUGAUGCAAGCCAUUUAUGUUCAUGGUUGGUUGUAACCCUUUGGAGUUUAUAUCAUACUAGGAUUAUUGGUGCAUGACCCAUGGUUUUUCUCUAUUGUUAUUAAAAAAUCUCAACUAAUUGCCUGUUUUUUUUAUAUAUUUAUUGGCCUAUGAAAUCAAUUAAAUAAGGCCUGUAACUGUCAAAAAUGCUGGGGCUUCAAGGGGGCUUUGCCCCCUUAACCCCCACCAGGGGCUUUGGCCCUGGACCCCACCGGGGUCCCUAGGCAGCCCCCAGCCAAGUGUUGCUCGCUACGCUCGCCAGUGCCCUUUUAAUAC
Messenger RNA from Gigantopelta aegis, 2828 nucleotides. RefSeq lists its product as uncharacterized. The coding region runs from base 1 to 1188 and encodes 395 amino acids. The transcript has 3 exons. NCBI's taxonomy places the organism in Eukaryota, Metazoa, Mollusca, Gastropoda, Neomphalida, Peltospiridae. The record is from RefSeq and is a predicted model, not a curated record.